CCCGGGCCAGCUCUGCUCCAAGUAAAAAGCCCUAGACCCAAAGCGCCGAUUCGCUGGCAGCUUUCGGGCAUGGCUGGAGCUUGGAGUUCAGCUUCAAGUUUCGGACGGCUGCAGCUCUCUAAUGCUUCAUCAUCCUGUUUCCUGGAGCUCCUUCCAAGAAUCAUCCCAACAACAGAAUCCGCUCUCAAGCCACCUUCCAGCUCCCGCUUUCGCAGCAACCCCACAGAAUCCGUUCAGCCAGUCCAGCUUCGAGCACAACUACAGAAACAUAUGCAGCGUCCUCCUCUCUCUGACCCGCUCCAGGUCCCUCUCUAAGGGCCUCCAACUCCACGCCCACAUCGUCAAAUCUGGCCUUCAGUUGAUUCCUCUUCUUUCCCACAACCUCAUCAACUUCUACUCAAAAUCUCAACGCCCGUAUGAUUCCCUGCGAUGUUUUGAAGAGACCGCGGUGAAGUCAUCGACUACUUGGAGCUCCGUUAUAUCCUCGCUUGCCCAGAAUGAGCUUCCUUGGCUUGCCCUUGAAUUAUUUCGUCGAAUGCUCGGCGUUGGUGUUCGACCGGGACAUAUAUUUCCCAGCGCGACCAAAGCGUGCGCGAUUCUUUCGAGGUGUGAUGUUGGCCGAUCGGUGCAUUGUCUUGCUUUGAAAAGUGGGUUUGAGGACGAUGUGUUCGUGGGGAGUUCGGUUGUGGACAUGUACGCGAAAUGCGGGGAAAUUAGGGAUGCCCGGAAGACGUUCGACGGAAUGCCGGAGAGAAAUGUGGUUUCUUGGAGUGGGAUGAUAUAUGGGUAUACUCAGUUGGGUGAAGAUGAGGAGGCGAUGAAGCUGUUUAAGCAAGCUUUGUUGGAGGAUUUGGAGGUUAAUGAUUUCACGUUUUCUAGUGUUGUAAGGGUUUGUAGCGAUUCCACGCUUCUUGAAUUGGGGAAGCAAAUUCAUGGCUUGUCCUUCAAAACUAGCUAUGACUCUUCGAGCUUUGUGGGCAGCGCUCUGAUUUCUUUGUACUCCAAGUGUGGAGUUAUUGAAGAAGCUUAUCGGGUUUUCGAUGAGAUACCUGCUAGGAAUCUAGGCAUGUGGAAUGCAAUGCUGAUUGCCUGUGCUCAACAUUCACACACAAGCAAAGUGUUUGAAUUGUUCAAACAACUGCAAAAUGUUGGGUUGAAACCAAAUUUCAUCACUUUCUUAUCCAUGCUCUAUGCCUGCAGUCAUGGGGGAUUAGUUGAGCAGGGGAAGUAUUACUUUGGGCUAAUGAAGGAGUAUGGGAUUGAGCCGGGAGAUCAACAUUAUGCAUCUAUGGUGGACUUGCUUGGGCGUGCGGGGAAAUUGCAGGAUGCAGUUUCAAUUAUAAAGAAAAUGCCCAUGAAGCCAACAGAAUCUGUUUGGGGAGCUUUAUUAACUGGUUGUCGAAUUCAUGGGGACACAGAAUUAGCAGCUUAUGCAGCUGACAGGGUCUUCGAGUUAGGUUGCGUGAGCCCUGGGAUGCAAGUGCUGUUAUCUAAUGCGUAUGCUGCUGUGGGAAGAUAUGAUGAGGCUGCCAAGGCCAGGAAACUGCUGAGGGACCUGGGAGUGAAGAAGGAAACAGGUUUGAGUUGGGUUGAGGAGGGAAAUAAAGUUCAUACAUUUGCUGCUGGGGAUCGGUCACACUCCAAAUGUGUAGAAAUUUACCAGAAGUUGGAGGAAUUGGGUGAUGAAAUGGAGCAGGCUGGUUAUGUUGCUGACACCAGUUUUGUGCUACGAGAAGUGGAUAGCGUCGAGAAGAAUCAAGCAAUUAGGUUCCACAGUGAAAGACUGGCUAUUGCAUUUGGGCUCAUUACAUUUCCACCUGAUAGAUUGAUUAGAGUUAUGAAGAACUUGCGGGUGUGUGGUGAUUGUCACACUGCAAUAAAGUUCAUGUCCAAGUGCACUGGAAGAACGAUUAUCGUAAGAGACAACAAUAGAUUUCAUCGAUUCAAGGAUGGCAAAUGCUCCUGUGGUGAUUAUUGGUAAUUUCUAUCUCAAGAGUAUAUUCACUUGGAACAUCUUUCCUUUUGGUAUGGAUAGAUAGAAAACCCUUGCAUGCAGAAGCCGUUGAUGAUACAACUGUACCAAAAUCAUUUAAUUGAACAUGUUUUUGAUAAAGCAAGUCCAUGAAAAAAAUCUCUGCUUGUUGUCUGAAUUGUUAGCAUUGAGAUUUUGUGCAGGAUGGUAAAAAAAAAAAAAUCAUCCAGAAUCAGUCGUUUGGGAGACUUGUAGUUGCCAUAGAACAAUCUUGUUUUUUAUAAGUUGGCUGAAUCUCUUGGGCCAGAGUGUGUUAUGUUGUUAAGGCCCAAGCCCAACUAUUUAAUAUCUAAUCCCUUGAAGCCGAAUUAUUCAAAAUAAGGAUGUAAAUACUUGCAGACCCUAAUUUGAAAUGUUGAU
This is a messenger RNA of Diospyros lotus (date-plum), 2392 nucleotides long. Its product is annotated as putative pentatricopeptide repeat-containing protein At5g52630. The record is from RefSeq and is a predicted model, not a curated record. Lineage: Eukaryota; Viridiplantae; Streptophyta; Magnoliopsida; Ericales; Ebenaceae. Gene Ontology annotation, biological process: RNA modification. Gene Ontology annotation, molecular function: RNA binding; protein binding; zinc ion binding.